Molecule: messenger RNA, 1740 nt
Organism: Paramecium sonneborni
Lineage: Eukaryota; Ciliophora; Oligohymenophorea; Peniculida; Parameciidae
Source: the annotation of a GenBank genome assembly
AUAAUGACUAGUGAAAUUCACUCUUUUUUUGAUAACAAAGAUUAAUAAAAAAGCAAAAUUUGGACGAAGUUUUGCAAGAAUCAAUAUAAAGUAAAAUAUAUAAACAUAUGUUUAGAAUGAUAUUAUAGAAUAUGAGAUUGAAUGCAGUCGACUUAGUAGAACUCAUAAACAAUUAAAGCCAUUUAAUCUUUAAAUUGGUUAGGAAACUUUAUAUGUUUUCAAAAACUAAUAACCUUAAGGAAUGCUGUAAUUAACAGUUACUUUAAUGUUAUUGAAAAGAUUUGAUGAUAAGGAGAUAAUUAGAUUACAGAGAAAUGGCCAGUAUGUGGAUAUAUUUCUAGACAACAUAGAUCAAUUGAAAAAGGUCUUAAUUUCUAAAUGUAUGUAAACAACUUUCCAUAAUGAUUUUACUGUUCUUAAAAUGAUUGGUAAAGGAAGUUUUGCGAAUGUGUAUUUGGCAACAAGAAAUACGAAUGGAGUUCAGUAUGCAGUCAAAGCUUUUAGUAAACUCUUUAUUCAUGGAUAAUUUAGAGGUAGAGAAGGUUUAGAGAAUGAGAUUAGAGUAAUGAGGAGACUAAAUUAGGAAAAUAUUCUGCAUUUACAUGAAGUGCAUGAAACUCAAAACUCUAUUUAUUUUAUUUUGGAUUUAUUAGAAGGAGGCGAACUAUUGAAGAGAGCUUAAACUAUAAUAUAUUCAGCAUAGAAAAUUUAACUAUUGAUGUACAACUUAUUAAAAGCCUUAUAUCAUAUGCAUUCAAAAAAGUGUAUGCAUAGAGAUUUGAAACCAGAAAAUUUAUUAUUAAAAACUAAAGAUAGUGAUACAGAUAUUGUAAUAGCAGAUUUUGGAUUAGCACAUAUAAUGGAUUAAUAACCACUUUAUAAAAGAUGUGGUACUCCAGGAUUUGUGGCACCUGAAAUUUUGAAAUAUAAUGAUUAUGGUCCAUUUUAUAAUGAAAAAUGCGAUGUCUUUAGUGCAGGUAUUAUAUUUUAUUUAAUGAUGACUGGUAUUUAACCAUUUGGAGGAUCCGAUUAUAAAGAAAUAUUACAAUCAAAUAAGGGCUGUCAAAUUAAUUAUGAUAUUAAACAAAUAUCUAAAGUAUGUACUUUUUUUAUAUUAUUAAGGGUCCUUAACAUUUGAAGAGUUUAUUAAAGAAAAUGCUAAAAGUUGAUCCUAUUGAUAGAUAUUCUACUGCGGAAUGCUUAAAACAUCAAUAUUUUUAAGAAAUUUUUAACGAAGACGAUUUAUUAGACACCAAGGAAAAUUUUUCAAAAUAUGAAUUAGAAUAUAAAUCUACUUUAUUAAGAAAGAAGUAUAAAAUUAUUCAUUUAUUUAUAGUUCUUAAGAAAGUCAAGAAGGCUCUAUGUUAUUAAUGAGUAAAUAAUAAUAAUGGAAUGGUUAGACAGAUACUAUUGGAUCAUUAUCUAAUUGUUCAAAUUAAAGUUCUAAUAAUAAAGCUGAUAAAUAAUAGACUAAUCUUUCUAAAUUUAGUUAGUUUUGUUCUUAGAUGAAGUAGGAAGGAUUAUCUCCAAAUACUGUAAUCUCUGCAAGAAAGAAAAACAAUUAAGAUCUGCAUAAAUUUGCAUUAAAAAACAGCUAUCAAUAAAAGUAGAAGAGUAAAGAUGAUGAUUAUGUGAUUGAUGAUGAAUAAUCUAGCAUUACUAAAUAAUUAAAUUAGUUAAAUGUUUAAGCACCAAAAAUGGGAUUUUUAAAGAAAAGUUAAUCAUUAGAUGUAAAUUGAG